AACAAAAAUUUUUCGUUGUAUGCAGUAGUAAUUGUCAAUAUCGAAGAGAAAAGAGAUAUGAAAAAAUUACUAUUAAUUUACAUCCCAACUAUUCUUUUCAUCCAGACUGAAGCUCUGAAAUGCUACAAAUGCUCAGCUUUCUCCCAACCCACCUUCGAAGACUGUCUCAACGUCGAUGACAGCACCAAGGUCGAAAAAUGCACGAAAGAAACUGAUGUCUGCGCUGCCGUUGGCUUGAACUACCACCGUAAUGAGACAUACAUAGAAUAUACAAACAUCAGAAGAUGCACCGACAAGAAUUACUGCAUUGGCUAUAGUUACGCUUACAAUGAAGAAGAUAUAAGAAGAUGUCAAGUGUGCACUACUGACUUGUGCAACACUAUAACGCUGCUUCCUUCGAAUGUGACUAAUCCUACUAAGUCGAGCAUGCCGAAUGGAGGAGCUAAGGGUGAAGCCAAGGGAGGAGCUGAGGGUGAAGCCAAGGGAGAAACUAAGGUUGAAGCCAAGGGAGGAGCUGAAGGUGAAGCCAAGGAAGGAGCUAAAGGUGAAACCAAAGGAAAGCCCAAGAAUGAAGCCAAGGAAGGAGCUAAAAAUGAAUCCAAGAGAAAGCCUGAGGGCGCACCCAAAGGGGGAGCUAAAGAUGAAGCUAAGGGAAAACCUAAAGGUGAAGCUAAGGGAAAGUCUAAUGGUGAAGCUAAAGGGGGAGCUGAAGGCGGAGCAAAAGGAGAAGUUAAGGGAAAACCUAAGAAUGGAGCUAAAGGAGGAGGUAAGAAUGAAGUGAAGGGCAAGCCUAAAGGUGAAGCCAAGGAAGGAGCUAAGGAUGAAUCCAAGGGAAAGCCUAAGGGAGAAGCCAAGGGAGAAGCUAAAGAUGAAGCUAAGGGAAAGCCUAAGGGUGAAGCUAAGGGAAAGCCUAAGGGCGAAGCUAAAAUAGGAGCUAAAGAUAAAUCUAAGGGAAAGCCUAAGGGUGAAGCUAAGGGAGGAGCUAAAGGUGAAGCCAAGGGAAAGCCUAAGAAUGAAGCUAAGGCGAGAGGUAAGGAUGAAGUGGAGGGAAAGCCUAAGGGUGAAGCCAAGAAAGGAUCUAAGGAGGAAUCCAAGGGAAAGCCUAAGGGUGAAGCCAAGGGAGAAGCAAAAACUGAAACAAAUGGAAAGCCUAAGCGUGAAGUCAAGCAGGGGCACAAGUCGAAACCUCCUACGUUUAUUUCUUUUGCACCUAAGUCAGGAUGAGUUUGAAUGCAAGGAUAAGUGAUUUUGUUUCUUUUAUAAAUAAUCGAAAUUAAAUAAAUAAAUAAUUUAAUAAUAUAAUGCCUCGCUGUAGAGGUAGAUGCAGUUGGUUGUACAGAGGUAGAUAUCGAAUACUACAGUUUUCGGCUAUCGAUUGUCUUAUCUUUUAGUAAUAUUCACUGUACUAACAGACAUUUUCCCAAAAUCAAUAUCCUCAAUAAAUAACUUGGACGCUAACAAAUUAUUGCACUCAAUAGAAAUGAAAAUUUA
Harmonia axyridis is the source of this 1491-nucleotide messenger RNA. Its product is annotated as coiled-coil domain-containing protein 8 homolog. The record is from RefSeq and is a predicted model, not a curated record. The transcript is spliced from 2 exons. The coding region runs from base 58 to 1224 and encodes 388 amino acids. Lineage: Eukaryota; Metazoa; Arthropoda; Insecta; Coleoptera; Coccinellidae.